Microstroma glucosiphilum is the source of this 2460-nucleotide messenger RNA. RefSeq names its product MFS general substrate transporter. NCBI's taxonomy places the organism in Eukaryota, Fungi, Basidiomycota, Exobasidiomycetes, Microstromatales, Microstromataceae. Bases 252 to 2285 code for a protein of 677 amino acids. The transcript has 2 exons. The record is from RefSeq and is a predicted model, not a curated record. Gene Ontology annotation, molecular function: transmembrane transporter activity. Gene Ontology annotation, biological process: transmembrane transport.
AUCGGCGGGCUGAGCUGAGAGACCAGUGAGAUCUCGUCACGAGAAAGAGCAAGGCGGGACUGUCGGAUAUCAGGAUGGCUCGAUACGUGCUCCUGCUGGGGUAAGCUCUAGAUUACCGACCAUACCUUUCUCUACACUCCUUUGCCGUUUCAUGUAUGACUCGAACUCGACGCGACAGCGCGAGCCUUAUCGAUAUAUAGCGUAGGCGGCACGAACCUAUUGGCGGCAUCCUUGCAGUCCAUAUCCCCCCCAUGAAUACGCCCAUUCCUCCUGCAAGCCCUGAAGACUCGAUCUCCAUUGCCUCCCCGCAGAGGGAAGGGUCGCGAACACCAGCGUCCGACGAUCACACUCAUACAAUCGAUGAGAAGGACAUCGCGGAUCAGUCUCCGACUGAGGAUGGAGUGGGUGUCAGUGACAAGGAGGCAGGCACCGUAGAGGAGGAAGCAGCAGAGGAGGCUUCGCGUCCCACCAAACCGCCUCAGCUCGAAGAUGGAACGAUAGCCGGCUCCUUCAAUGCUCAGACCAACUACGUGCCCCGCUCUCAAAUCAUCAUCAUCUUCCUCGCACUCGCAAUCGUCAUCUUCACUGUCGUCCUCGAUCAGACGACCCUGGCCGUCUCCUCGUCCGUGAUCGCAACAGACCUCUCUGCGGGGAGCCUGACAUCCUUCAUCACUGGCUCCUACUUCCUCACAUCUACGAGUUUUCAACUGAUCUACGGAAGGGUAUCUGAUUUCUUUGGCAGGAAGCCUCUCAUCCUCGUCUUUCUCGCCAUGUUCUUCAUCGGCUCUCUAGGCUCGUCUCUAUCGCCAGACGUCAUCUCCCUCGUCUGCUUUAGGGCCUUUACGGGAAUCUGGGGUGGCGGACUGAUCACGCUAGGACAGACGGUCAUCGGCGAUGUGGUCAGUCUGCGCGAAAGGGGCAAGUACCAGGGAAUCCUCGGCAGCGUCAUGAUCCUCGGCAAUGGUCUGGGACCUGUCAUCGGUGGAUCCCUUGCUGAAAAAGCGGACUGGAGGGAUCAGUACCGCAUGAUGCUGCCCUUGUCCUGUGUUUCGGGUCUGGUGGCAUGGCGCUUCUUGCCACUGAAGAAGGUGCAUGGUGAUUGGAAAAAGAAGGCAAAGGCAGUAGACUGGACUGGAGCGGUAUUGACGUUUAUCGCAACGACACUGGUCGUGCUCGGCCUAUCGUGGGCAGGUGGCUCCUACUCCUGGUCCGACGCUCACGUCCUCGCCCCAAUCAUCAUCGGCAUCGCCUUUACCUUCAUCUUCGUCCUCUGGCAAUGGAAAGGUUGCACUCCUGAGCGUCCACCUCUUAUGCCCCUCUCCAUGUUCCACAACCGCAUCGUCUGCGGUGCAGCCAUUACGCAAUUCACCAAUGGCUGGCUGACAUACGUGCAGAUGUUCUACAUUCCUCAAUUCUACCAACUCGCCUAUGGCUAUUCGCCCAUCAAGGCGGGAGCGCUGCUACUGCCGCUACUAUGCGUACAGUCUCUCUCCUCGACCCUCUCGGGAUUGAUCGUCUCUCGCACAGGACGGUACAGGGAGAUUCUCCUCUCGGGCUGGAUCCUUUGGUCCGUUGGGCUGGGUCUCUUCUCUACACUUGACCCUUCCUCAGGACUGGGCAAGCAAAUUGGCUUCUCCCUAAUCACGGGAUUUGGGGUAGGACAGACGCUCCAGGUGGCACUGGUGGCACUGCAGGGUGCUGUGCCACGAAAGGACAUGGCAGUGGUGACGGCGGUGCGUAACUUCGCAAGGAAUCUAGGAGCGGCUCUGGGAAUCGCCAUUGCAAGCACAAUUGUCAACACACUCACCGUGCACGACCUUACACCCCAAGGAUGGAGUACCGCUCAAGUCCGGGCAGCACUAGACAAUCCUUCUGCCCUCUUCUCCUCUUCUUCUUCCACCUCCUCCUCUCUCUCUCCCGAACAACUCAACGAGCUCCGUCUCGCCUACUCCAAUGGAUUCCGCGUCGUCUUUCUCGUCCUGGCAGGAAUCGCCGCUGCGAGUUUCUUCUUUACAGUGGCAUUAAUGCGGCAACGGACACUUACUCGGGAAGAUGAUGCGGCGUUGAAAGAGGAGGGGAAGAGGACGGUUAGGAUGAAGAGGGAAUCGAAGAGGGCAAAGAAGAUGGCUGCUGCUGGAGGAAUGGAGGAGAAGGUAGCUGAGUCAGGAUCUGCACCGCAGGAGGCGAGACCACAGCCCGUAGCUACAUUGCAGGGGGACGCAAGGGCGGACGAGGGGUCAGGCGCUCCUGUGACUGUAGCCGCGACGGACGGGGUGACCAGGUAGGACAGACAAGGCAUGGUAAUCCAUGGGAUGGGCUUAUACGGAUAAGAAGGGGUCCAAGAUAGAGUAUCCACAGGUAAAUGUAUCAUAGCACACAACACACAGAAUUGGAAAGGCAUGUCUCGACAACACGUGGGCUGAAUGCAGACAGCGUCAACCAAUGGCUCUCUACUUCUCC